UUGUAACCGUACCCUUAAACAGGGGAAAAGAAGAGAGGAGAAAAACGAAUAGUUCUUCCGUUCGUCUUCCACCGGACGAUCGUAACCUCCCUCGUCGCUCGACUGCGUCGCCGCGAAAGCCGGCCGCCCUUCCCUUGCCGCGAUCCGAGGCGCCUUCGUCUGUUCCGAGAGAUCUGGGAAGUAAGCGCUUGCUUCCUCUAGCAUUUAACCGCGACGAGGCCUACUUCGCGAGAUAAGGUCGCUGCGAUUUCGUCCCCUCCGCGUCACUCAGAAGGCCGAGAUCCCUCCCCCCUGGGUUUUGGGAUCUGUAGAAGAGCCCCUUUACGCGAUUUCCAGCUCGCCGUGUUAUUCAUCUCGGUGGCUUCCCUUGACCGCGCUAGCCGUGGGCCACGCCUCCUCUCGCGAUGACCGGCAGAGCAAGCUGAGUAUAUAUUGUAGCCUUUGAAAAGCGGCUGCAGCGUGUCGAAUCCCCUUUAUCCUCUUCGUUUGUGAUCAAUAUCUUGGGCAGCCGCGGUAGGAGGAGGAUAUUGACUUUAAGAUAGGUUUCGGUGCCAACAAUCCUCCAGCUCGAGGUGGGGAUCAAGAAUUUGCUAGCUUGGGGAGAAGUCAGCAGUGGCAACAUGUUCCCUAAGGAUUGGACUCCACCUUGUGGCAACUUCUGCACCAAGAAAUACUCUAAUUUUGUUCAGAUUCCAUGGAGAAUCUUUUGCAAGAAGGGGUGUGAUUCUGAUGGAGAGACCUGGGAAGAAUGUAAGGAUGAAUGCAAUGAGAUAUGCUAUAAGGACCCUGUUUUGAAGGACCAUGAAUGGAGCUAUUAUAUUGACAGAUCUCCAGGGCAUGAUAAUUACUCUAUGGAAUGCUUCCGUGCCUGCAUUUCUGGCUGUGGUUUCAAGUUUAAUGUUCUACAAGAGAUGGUCAACCAAAUUCAACCGAACAGGCCACCAAAGCCGCAAACUGAAGUUAAACCUAAACCUAUCCCGCAACAUUCUGAACCUACUACAGCCUCGGACGAGCUGCCUUGUUCGUCUGCGUGAGCAAACACUGACCGCCUAUUGUUUCAGAAGAAGUCGUAUACUUUAGGCAUCCUCCCCUAACACACACUCCAGCCUUUUGUUUUUUUUUUUUAAUGGUGCAAUGCAUUGUGCAACUCAAUUUUCUCAUACAAGCAUACAGAUAGAAGAUGCUCUUUCACUUCACUGUUAACCUUUCGCAAAUCGCAGAACACAGACACAAACUGAUUGGUCUGAUUGUGGUCAUUCUUGGAAACUGUCCUUGUUAUA
Messenger RNA from Zingiber officinale, 1280 nucleotides. RefSeq lists its product as uncharacterized. The record is from RefSeq and is a predicted model, not a curated record. NCBI's taxonomy places the organism in Eukaryota, Viridiplantae, Streptophyta, Magnoliopsida, Zingiberales, Zingiberaceae. Bases 621 to 1034 code for a protein of 137 amino acids. The transcript is spliced from 7 exons.